CUUAUAAUGUUAGCAGUACAGUAGUUUGGUCAUUUCAGUAAGAGCAGGCAAACGAAACAUAGCUGUGAUCAGGAUCUUCGUUCACAAUGGAUGUCCAUUUGCUUCCAUUACAUGGAGACCCACACAUGGUGGUUGAGCCAAGCGUCCAGAUUUUUGAGCAGCCCAAACAGAGAGGCAUGCGCUUCAGGUACAAGUGUGAAGGGCGUUCUGCAGGCAGCAUCCCGGGAGACAAGAGCUCAGACAACAACAGAACCUACCCCAGCAUCCAGAUCCUCAAUCACUGUGGAAAGGGCAAGGUGCGCGUAUCACUGGUGACCAAAAACGAGCCGUACCGGCCACAUCCACAUGACCUUGUGGGCAAGGACUGCCGAGAGGGCGGCUACUACGAGGUGGAGUUCGGGCCCGAGCGCAGGGUCAUUGCCUUCCAGAACCUGGGCAUUCAGUGUGUCCGGCGGCGGGAGGUGAAGGACGCCAUCGUCCAGCGCAUGACUCGCGGCAUCAACCCCUUCAAUGUUCAACGAGAGCAGCUUCUACAGACAGAAGAGUAUGACCUGAACGUGGUGCGGCUUUGCUUCCAAGUGUUCCUACAGGACGAGAGCGGUCAGUUCAGCAUUGCCCUGAGCCCCAUCGUCUCCAACCCCAUCUACGACAACAGAGCUCCCAACACAGCGGAGCUGCGCAUCUGCCGUGUCAACAAGAACAGCGGUAAUGUCAAGGGCGGCGAUGAGAUCUUCCUGCUCUGUGACAAAGUCCAGAAAGACGAUAUCGAGGUGCGCUUCUUCUGUCAGAGCUGGGAGGCCAAGGGCAGUUUCUCGCAGGCGGACGUCCACCGCCAGGUGGCCAUCGUGUUCCGAACGCCGCCCUACUACAACACGUCCAUCACCACGCCGGUGACCGUGCGCAUGCAGCUGCGUCGCCCCACCGACCAGGAGGUCAGCGAGCCCAUGGAGUUCCGCUACCUGCCAGACGACAAAGAUCCGUAUGGUUGCCAGGAGAAGAAGAGGAGGAGGGAAGACAUGAUGAAGACUUUCUCCAAUAUCCAGACUGGUUUGAACCCAAUGAGUCGACCCAAGGCCAUUCCACAGACCAGCAUGAUGUCCCAAUUUAUUAAAAAGGAACCUCCAAACGCGUACACCAGCCAUCUCAGUAGUGGUAUGAUGAGACAACAUGGCUACCCCUACCAGUCUGGCCCUCAGCGCCACAUGAUGCAUCACCAGCCGCUGCAACCCUCCCCCAUGUCAGUCAACCACUGGCAAGCUAACCCCAAACUUAGCCUGGACAGCCUCCACAUGAACACCUCUGUCCCGAGCACAUCUGUUAGCCACAGCAACGGGCCUAGCAUGCAGCAACAGCAGCAGCAGCAGCAGCAGCAGCUACAGCAGCAACAGCAGCAACAGCAGCAGUUGCACUCAAGCUCCGCCUAUGUUGGCGCGGGUGAAAGCUCCGGCAACAACAGCCUCCCUCAGCUCAGCAUGGGUGACCUGGCCUGCCUGGAUUCCGAUGCCCAGGGCGCCGCCGCCGUCGCCGUGGGUCAGAUCCGACAAGAGAGCCAGGGUAUAUUCUGCGGCCGAAAGGCCGCGGCAGCUUCCGACCAGGCGAUGAUGCAGUCCCAAUGGGGCAACACUGUGCAGCAGUCCUGCAAUCCCACCAUGAAUGGCGGUGGUGGAGGCGGCGGCGUGGGCUAUCCCUUCGUGGAGAUAGGGGACUUCCUACAGAACCUCCUUGAUGGGAGCCUCCCAAAGCAGGAGCAACCCGUGGCCAUGAUGGGCCAAGCACCCUCCGCCACAGCAGACUGCCAGCAGUCCUACACCACCCUGCACUCCUGCUCCGCCAACAACAACAGCGCUCAAGAGGCAAUGAGGCAGGUUGUGGCCAAGGCCGCCAACGGCCCAAGCACCACAGACCACGAGGCCAUGGACAGAGCGUGGUACUACCAAGACCAGGCCCAGUAGUCCCGUGGUGAAGGAGAGGGGGCCUUAAGGUGGUUGUCUGGAAACAAGUCUUGUCAGAUGGAGAAUAUGGUUUAUUUGAUAAAGAAAGUAAUCAGUAUGUGUAUAGGUAAUGCAAGGAAGUUCUCUUCGCUGAUCUCGCCUGGUUGUCUCUUUGGAUGAAUGUAGGUGUUCUGGUGCUUUGUCAUUGAGUUACUUGUCCAUGUCGAACUGGAGAUUGAGAUGAGAACAAGGGGUUAAUGACAGUUUUCUUUGAUGUGUAUAUAUAUAAAACAUUAAAGCUGUUGUUGUUACUUAAAAAAAAUUGCAAAACUGUCAGCAGUGGCAAGAUAAUUUUGUUCCAACUGGAAAUUUUAAAGUAAUGGCUAUGUCAUACCGAAAACAUGUUUUCCAGAGUUCUCAAAGUGACACACAUGUGCUUCAAAUGUAAGUAUACAUAAAUAGAGAAAGUAAAUGGCUUAGACUUUUAAUGUAAGGGGAAUUGUAAUGAUGAUUGAACAGUGACACUGAAGUGUCUGAGUAUCAACUUUGUCAUGUUGCCCUAGCAACAUUGUCUUUUCCUCCAUUUGAUUUGUUUCAUGGCACUGGCUUGUCUUUGUCUUUAUAUGCAAUAUUAUUUUUAUGGAUGUUAAAUGAAUAGUUUUAUAAUCAAAACAGUCUUUUUGUUCCAUACAUUUUUCUUAAUAAAAAAAAAUAAUUUUUAA
Molecule: messenger RNA, 2653 nt
Organism: Sardina pilchardus (European sardine)
Lineage: Eukaryota; Metazoa; Chordata; Actinopteri; Clupeiformes; Clupeidae
Gene: rel
Product: v-rel avian reticuloendotheliosis viral oncogene homolog
Exons: 11
Coding region: 87-1952 (621 amino acids)
Biological process (GO): inflammatory response; canonical NF-kappaB signal transduction; positive regulation of transcription by RNA polymerase II
Cellular component (GO): cytoplasm
Molecular function (GO): DNA-binding transcription factor activity, RNA polymerase II-specific; RNA polymerase II cis-regulatory region sequence-specific DNA binding
Source: RefSeq, a predicted model, not a curated record